UUCCUUCAAUUCUAAUUUCUGGAAUAAAAAAUAAAUUAUCAGAGCAAAAGAAAGAAGAAAUUGCUGAAGAUUUUAUAAAACAAAUAACCUACUCAUUUGGGACAAAAAGAAACGAUCAAGUAGAAGAAGCUGUUAAAGCAUACUCAGAAUCAAACGCAUUUCAAACAGUUACAACAAAUGCUUAUAAUAAAGGAAAAGAAUAUUGGGCAGAAUCUUGGGGACAUUAUCUUACAAGAAGAGUAUAUCAGGAAAAAUUUUCUUUGAAGAGAGAAGAAUAA
This is a messenger RNA of Diversispora eburnea, 278 nucleotides long. The record is from the annotation of a GenBank genome assembly. NCBI's taxonomy places the organism in Eukaryota, Fungi, Glomeromycota, Glomeromycetes, Diversisporales, Diversisporaceae.